Molecule: messenger RNA, 1539 nt
Organism: Morus notabilis
Lineage: Eukaryota; Viridiplantae; Streptophyta; Magnoliopsida; Rosales; Moraceae
Product: protein disulfide-isomerase 5-2
Exons: 5
Coding region: 15-1310 (431 amino acids)
Biological process (GO): protein folding; response to endoplasmic reticulum stress
Cellular component (GO): endoplasmic reticulum
Molecular function (GO): protein disulfide isomerase activity
Source: RefSeq, a predicted model, not a curated record
AGAGACGUCAGACGAUGAAGAGGGUGUCAGCGUGGUGGUGUAUAUGUACAGUGGCGGUGUUAUUCCAAUUCAGCGGCGGAGCGCAGGCAGAACAGUGGGCGGUGGACGGGAAAGUGUUGGAGCUUGACGACUCCAAUUUCGAAUCAGCCAUUUCCGCCUUUGAUUACAUCUUGGUCGAUUUUUACGCCCCUUGGUGCGGCCACUGCAAACGUCUUUCUCCCCAGUUGGAUUUAGCUGCCCCUGCACUUGCUGCUUUAAAGGAGCCGAUAGUGAUAGCAAAAGUAAAUGCAGACAAGUUUACCCGACUAGCUAGUAAAUAUGACGUUGAUGCAUAUCCUACCCUGAAGCUCUUUAUGCAUGGUGUCCCAAUGGACUAUAGUGGACCAAGGAAAGCGGACUUACUUGUUCGUUAUCUAAAGAAAUUUGUGGCUCCUGGUGUUUCCAUACUUGAUUCCGACUCUGCUAUCAAAAACUUUGUUGAGGCAGCUGGAACUUACUUUCCUAUAUAUAUUGGUUUCGGCGUGAAUGAAUCAGUGGUGUCGAAUUCGGCAAUAAAAUAUAAGAAGAAGGCAUGGUUUUCAGUUGCAAAGGAUUUCUCCGAGGACGUGAUGGUUAAGUAUGAUUUUGACAAGGUUCCUGCUUUGGUGGUCAUUCAUCCAAGUUACAAUGAGCAAAGCAUUUUUUAUGGCCCAUUUGAAGAUGAGUUUUUGGAAGAUUUUAUAAAGCAAAAUCUGUUUCCUCUAGCUCUGCCCAUAACCUAUGACACGUUGAAAUCAUUAGGAGAUGAUGAAAGGAAAAUUGUUCUAACAAUUGUGGAGGAUGAGGAUGAUGAGAAGUCUAAGAAACUUAUCAAGAUUUUGAAGUCUGCUGCAUCUGCAAAUCAUGACCUAGUAUUUGGUUAUGUUGGUGUUAAACAGUGGGACGAUUUUGCUGAUACAUUUGGAGCCAAUAAAAAGACAAAAUUGCCAAAGAUGGUCGUUUGGAACCGAAAUGAGGAUUACCUUACUGUUAUUGGUUCAGAAAGCAUUGAAGAGGAGGAUCAAGCAUCACAGAUAUCGCGAUUCCUCGAAGGUUACAGGGAAGGAAGAACAAUACAGACAAGAAUCGGCGGUUCAUCAGUGCUUGGCUUUAUAAAUUCACUAAUUGGCUUCAAGCUUAUAUACAUAAUUGUUUUCCUUGUUGCGGUUAUGAUGAUUAUACGAACCAUUAAAGGAGAUGACGAGUCUCUCGGAGACCGAGCUGACCAAUCUAGCAGGCUUGUCACUGAUGGUGAAAGCAGAGAGCAAAGAUCUGGAGAAAAGGAAGACUAAACAUGGACUUUUGACAGGAUUAGGCGGUGAAUUCAAACUGUGAAAACUGAUGAAAGAAGGACAGGGCCGAUAGCUAGCAAGUCUACAAACGUUAUGGACGGUUGGAAGUUAUUCCAUGUGACUUUGAUUUUUGUACGGCUUCUUUUCAUUCCUAUCCAUCAUUGAAGUAGGUGUUAUGUAUAAAAAUUUUUAGUAUUAUUUAUUUGAGGAGUACGAAGUUGGUUUGCCA